UAUAAAGCAAACAUUGUACAUCAUAUCUUACAUAACUUGAGCAAUGUGAUAAUAAAUCGAUGACUGAGGGUGGUAAGCGCCCAUCACUGCACACUCACCAAGGGGCUUGUUGAGGGCAACAUCCGGGUCCUGGCGGCACACUGCAUUUUGCCGUACUUCUCAGUGUGUAAACAUUCAAAAUAACAAAUGUAGAGCCCCAUUUAACACAUAGUCAAUAAUGUCCAGAACUAAAAAAAAAUAAACAGUGAGUUAUUGUGACAAUACACAUGUAAAUGACAUUUUCCACACAUAACAUAGAAAAUUUCAUCGUGACAAGAGUAGAAGCUGUGACUGUAGGUUUACAUGUAAGGGGCGGGGAGAAGGUGCCCAAGGGGGCGUGGCCGUGGCCAUGCACAUAAACCGCAGGCUAAAUGGAUAAUCACAUUUCUGUCCGCCCCCCCUUCUCUUUUUCACCUCUUGACUUCCCAUUUAUGCACAACACUGUUGUGUUGUGUGCUGUACCACUAAGUUAUUUUUUUAAGGUGGCAACGUCCAACGGAGAUGCAUAAUAUUUUCUCAGAAUUCUUCUCACUCAGAACAAGUCAUCCUGGCGUUUAACUGACCCCCUCGGCCAUGCAGCAGCAGCAGCAGCGCCUGCUCAAGGUGCUCGUCAUCGGCGACUUGGGAGUGGGCAAGACCUCAGUGAUCAAGCGCUAUGUCCACCAGGUCUUCUCCCAGCAUUACCGGGCCACCAUUGGUGUGGACUUUGCUCUUAAGGUGCUCCAGUGGGACCAUAAGACGGUGGUGCGGUUGCAGCUGUGGGACAUAGCCGGACAGGAGCGAUACGGCAACAUGACCCGUGUUUACUACAAAGAAGCCGUGGGAGCUCUUGUGGUCUUUGACAUGACUCGGCUCUCCACCUUCCAAGCUGUCCUCAAGUGGAAGGGAGACUUGGACUCCAAGGUGGCCUUGAGCAACGGGAAGCCAGUACCGACCGUCCUGUUGGCCAACAAGUGUGACCAGCGACGGCUCGGUUUGUGCCCCAAACUUCCCAAACUGGAGAACUUCUCCAAGGAUUACGGUUUUGUGGGCUGGUUUGAAACAUCAGCCAAGGACAACACUAAUAUCGACGCAGCCAUGACGUGUUUGGUGAAGAACAUCAUGGCCGCUGAGGAAGAGCGAGCAUCCAGGAGUGAGCUUGACGGAAGCGGCGUUCUGGUGCUACCGCGCUUGGACUACAACACCAAGGAGAGGGGACUGGUGGGAUGCUCAGGAUGUUCUGGUGUGAAAACACGGGACAAAGAUGGCCACUGAGGACUUGAUAUUUACUAUUUGUUGUGUUUUUUUUAUUAUUCAGUAUCAUUUAAGCUUUUUUGAACAUUCCAAGGACUGCACGGUGAGCGAGUGGUUAGCGCGCAGACCUCACAGCUAGGAGACCAGGGUUCAAUUCCACCCUCGGCCAUCUCUGUGUGGAGUUUGCAUGUUCUCCCCGUGCAUGCGUGGGUUUUCUCCAGGUAUUCCGGUUUCCUCCAACAUUCCAAAAACAUGCUAGGUUAAUUAGCGACUCCAAAUUGUCCAUAGAUGUGAGUGUGAAUGGUUGUUUGUCUAUAUGUGCCCUGUGAUUGGCUGGCAACCAGUCCAGGGUGUACCCCCCUCUCGCCCGAAGACAGCUGGGAUAGGCUCCAGCACCCCCGUGACCCUUGUGAGGAAAAGCGGUAGAAAAUGAAUGAAUGAAUGAACAUUCCAAGGGCUGCACGGCGAACGAGUGGUUAGCGCGCAGGCCACACAGCUAGGAGACCGGAGUACGAUUCCAUCCUCAGGCAUCUCUGUGUGGAGUUUGCAUGUUCUCCCCGUGCAUGCGUGGGUUUUCUCCGGGUACUCCGGUUUCCUCCCACAUUCCAAAAACAUGCUAGGUUAAUUAGCGACUCCAAAUUGUCCAUAGGUAUGAAUGUGAGUGUGAAUGGUUGUUUAUCUAUAUGUGCCCUGUGAUUGGAUGGCGACCAGUCCAGGGUGUACCCCGCCUCUCGCCCGAAGACAGCUGGGAUAGACCCUUGUGAGGAUAAGCGGUAGAAAAUGAGUGAACAUUCCAAAGGGAACAUGUCGUAAUGUUAAAGAACAUUAAUGUAGUGUUUGAUUUCAGAUAACUGCGUCACUGUGUUAGAAUUCUAUGACAUCAUGGCCGACUAAUGUAAUCCACACCCAGUAGACUUUUUUUAGGUGAACAAAAAGAAGUCAACUGGUCUCUGGUCCCUGCAGGUCGUGCCCCCAUCCUGCGUUGUGUCGUGGGAAGGGGAGGAAAGGCAUCGCCCACUGAGAGAGAGUCAAAAAUAGACCCAACGGACCUCCAGUGUCAAAGCAUUAACUAUUUGCUUCCAGCUUUGGACCUACAACAUAUAUCAUGUUUUGAUGUAUCUAUUCAUGCACAUUAGGAAUAUAUGUAUUUGUGUAUUUAUUGUGUACAUUAAUACACCCUAUGGUGGUACAAUUAGAUUGGAUUAAAAAUAUACCCAAUUGGAAUGUCUCACCUCCCUAUCUCCCUCAGUGGGAUGUGGCCUGCCUCUUCACUUCCUGUUUCCUCCGGGAGAUUCUACACACUCAAACACAGCUGGUUCGUGUUGGCCACACUGUGCUUCUCCAUGAAGUGUUUUCCCACAAAGGUCACAACAUAUUCUUCUUCUUCUUGGCUGCUCUGGCGUCAAGUUCGAGAAUUGUUGAAUCUGACCCCACUGUCAAAUAUGGAGGUGGAAACAUUCCGUUUUGGGUUUGCGUUCUCUCCAAAGAGUACUGUGGUAAUUUAACGUGUUAUGGAGGCUGAUGAACGUGGCCAUGGACUGGAGUCUUGGAUGAGAACUUGAAGAUAGAUUGAGAACGGAUCUUCUAGCAUAACAACCCAAAACAAACGGCCAAGUAGUUGGGGGAGUAGACCCAAAUGAAAGAUUGAGUUGCCUAUACCAUAAAAAUAUUCAUGUUUUUGUAACUUCAUCCCCCUUUUGUACAACUAUGCUUUUUAAGCUUUGUUGACCUCCAUCAUGACCACAAUUGAAGCUCCGCAGCAUGCACAUAGCAACAGAUAUCACUGCGUCCAUUUUUCUUAAAUGUCUCUUCUCUUUCAUCACCCUCCUGCCUUGACCGAAAAAGGGAACAUUUCAAAAGCUCCAGUCCUAAUGUGACCUCAUAAAUGUCACAUUAGCUCCAAACCCCACAUCCAAUAAACCACACACACACACACACACACACACACUAAUUCAUCUGUGGUAAUCAAUAGACAUCUUAAAGGCCAACAUUAUUGGAGUCUUUUUCCACACACCGUUGGAGCCCUUUUGGGGUUAAAGGGCAACAGGGUCAUGAGAUGGGGUCAGAACACAUUGGAAGGCAUGUGUGUGCAGUGAAGGGUUAUAAAGGAGGAUCAACGAGAGAGACAUUCCUGAUGCAGAAGAACGGCAAUGUGUGUUGGGAGGUCAUGAGAACAUAAGGACAUAAGAACAAUAUUUCAAGCAAGCAUUUCUAUUCCAGUAUUUUUUGUCAAGGGGAAAUACUAUUGUAACUGUAUGAGUGCUGCUAGCACAGGGGAGCUGAGGUUCAUUGAGGAUAAAUGGGAAUUCCAACAUGUACUGGACUCCAGUACACACCUCUAACAUGACAAGUGUCUUGCCAAGGAAGCUGAAGGUAAUGAAGUGGCCAAGGAUGUCUUCUCCGAAUUUAUGGAAAAUGAUUUUCUGGUGAAUUCCACGCACAACUAAAUUAGAGCAGUCAGACAUAACAAUGGUGCUCACACAAAA
This is a messenger RNA of Doryrhamphus excisus (bluestripe pipefish), 3758 nucleotides long. Its product is annotated as ras-related protein Rab-38. The record is from RefSeq and is a predicted model, not a curated record. Gene Ontology annotation, molecular function: GTP binding; GTPase activity. Gene Ontology annotation, cellular component: lysosome; trans-Golgi network; phagocytic vesicle. Gene Ontology annotation, biological process: endosome to lysosome transport; phagosome-lysosome fusion. NCBI's taxonomy places the organism in Eukaryota, Metazoa, Chordata, Actinopteri, Syngnathiformes, Syngnathidae.